Molecule: messenger RNA, 1137 nt
Organism: Oikopleura dioica
Lineage: Eukaryota; Metazoa; Chordata; Appendicularia; Copelata; Oikopleuridae
Source: the annotation of a GenBank genome assembly
AUGGAAGAAGCCAUACAACUUGAAUUCGUCAGGAAAUAUCUGUCAAAAACUAGGAGGCUGAAAACGCUUGAAGUGCUUGAGACGAACUGGAGGCCGCAGAAACGAAUAAAUCUCAGUUUUUCUAUUCAAUCUGCUCCAAAAAGAACGAAACUAGACUCAGAAUCAAAAAAUUUCAAGGAAGAAAAGAAGGAAUUGACCAAAAAAGACCUUAAAAAGAAGUCAAUACCAAAAGAAUUCAAAAGACUAGCGAAAACCGUUGGGCUUCCAAGAGAACACUGGGACUUCUUUUACGAAUACCGGAAGAACUUCAAUUUCGAACUCAAAAAAGACUUCCGAAUUCACUGCACUGGAAAUAAGGGACACUUGAAACCUCCCAGUUCAAGAAAAAUUGAUAUCACCACGAAGAAAAAAGUACUCAAGAAGCCAACUAAAGAUAAAACUUCAGAAACAAAAAUCCAAGUUCCAGAAGAUUUCAAAAAGAUCGCGAAGACCUUUGGUCUUCCUGAAGCUCACCUUGAGUUCUUCUACGAGCACCGAGAGAAAUUUAACUGGGCAAUCAAGAAAGACCGGAAAAUUAACUGCACUGGAAACAGCGGCUAUUGUACUUUUAAUUCUGACGUUUUUCCUGGGUGUCUUGUCGAUCACAUGGUCACGGCUCAUAACCAUGGAGAGUUUAAAUGUGAUAGAAUCGAUUGUAUGUUCGUCGGCUUUUCUGAAAAGAUUUUGAACAAACAUAUCGCGGUCUUUCACGGAACCGGUCGAAAAGCACCGUCCAAAGACCUCAAUCUUCCCUGCAAAUAUCCCAGUUGCUCUCACAUGGCUGUUUACAAGUCAAACUUAGAAAAACACUAUCAAGUCCAUGAGAAUCGAUUGCCUUUCACUUGCAAUUUCUGUACAUACCGCGCCAUUCAGCCUGAAAACUUGGCGCUGCACAUGCUCUAUCAUUUCAAAAUUCGAACGUUCGAGUGUAAUCAAUGCAGCUCGAAGUUUUAUACUGUUGCGGAAUUGAAUUAUCAUAAACGAAAGCACAGUAGGGACUACAUGUGCCCACAUUGCCAUGAAAACUUUGAUAAAACAGCUUCGAUGAAAAAACAUAUCACAACCUGCGCAAUACGGCUGAAUAAAUUUAAAGAUUAA